GAUGAAUUGGAAGAAACGCUCAACAAUGCAAUAUCUUGGAUUAAGCCUUACCAUUGCGCUGAUCACCUUUCAAGGUGGUUCAGCACGAAGAGCCCAGAGUAGAAUUGUUAAUGGAGCAGAAGCACUACCUGGCGAAUUUCCGUACCAGAUAUCUUUAAACGUUUAUGGUACCCAUGACUGCGGCGGAUCUAUUUUGAAUAAAGACUAUGUACUUACAGCAGCUCAUUGUAUAGGAUCGAACGAUACAAGUAUUAUGAAGAUCAUAGCGGGAACUACCAAUUUAUAUAAGUUACCAGAGUCCGCUACAACCCAUAACGUCUCGGAAAUUCACGUUCAUAAAGAGUACGAUGGUGACGACGGCUGGAAAAAUGACAUAGCUAUUUUGAAAGUCAAACCGCCUUUCAACUUUAACAAGUACAUAGCACCAGCAAAACUUCCGAUAAAAAAUGCUGCAGUUAAUCCAGGGGACGAAGCUGUCGUAUCUGGUUUUGGAAGAAUCAAGAAAGAGGGACCUUUAUCACCAAAACUAUUAAAAGCUCAAGUAUUGAUUGAGACCUUAGAAUACUGUCAAAGAGAGAUAAUCGGUGACCCUGUAAGACCGACAAACGUUUGCAUACGGAAUGCCACGGCAGACACCGGCUUCUGCAACGGUGAUUCUGGAGGCCCUCUAACCGUAGAUGAAACAGUGGUAGGAAUAGUGUCAUUCAGUCCCAACUUAGGAUGCGCUGGUUUCUUACGUAAGCCACAAGUGCUCACAAGAGUUUCUGCCUACAUUGAUUGGAUUUACGAGCAAAUGGCGAAGGGAGCCAAAAUUAAUCAAUGAUAAGCAGUACUGCACACUGUUAAAAUUGCUAGCUUUAGACUUGUUGAACUUACACUAUUUUAAUAAAAAAACGACGAUGCUCAUUAAAAACCCCACG
Messenger RNA from Nasonia vitripennis (jewel wasp), 920 nucleotides. RefSeq names its product serine protease homolog 125 (gene SPH125). NCBI's taxonomy places the organism in Eukaryota, Metazoa, Arthropoda, Insecta, Hymenoptera, Pteromalidae. The coding region runs from base 2 to 823 and encodes 273 amino acids. The transcript has 7 exons. The record is from RefSeq and is marked validated. Gene Ontology annotation, molecular function: serine-type endopeptidase activity. Gene Ontology annotation, biological process: proteolysis.